This is a messenger RNA of Ixodes scapularis (black-legged tick), 2850 nucleotides long. Its product is annotated as nucleolar protein dao-5. The transcript has a single exon. Gene Ontology annotation, cellular component: nucleosome; nucleoplasm; nucleolus. Bases 40 to 2382 code for a protein of 780 amino acids. The record is from RefSeq and is a predicted model, not a curated record. Gene Ontology annotation, molecular function: structural constituent of chromatin; DNA binding. Lineage: Eukaryota; Metazoa; Arthropoda; Arachnida; Ixodida; Ixodidae. Gene Ontology annotation, biological process: nucleosome assembly.
CCCACGUGGAGGCGGUUGGCGUGCCUUUUGACUCGAGCAAUGGCGUCCGUCACCAAAGAAACGUUGACGGCUUCGCUUGUUUUUCAAUAUUUAAAUGGCUUCAACAAGCCGCUCGCUGCCCAGUUUCGCACCAAAGUUGACGUGCAGCCCACGCCGACCGGAUUACCAGACCUUGUCCGGGUUGUAGGCGGCUACCUGGACGCCUCACCGCAGCACCGCAAGCUACUCCAGUCGCCAUGUGCGCCAAAAGGCGCGUCAAAGAACCACGACGUGUCUUCGUCCGACGACUCGUCGAGUGACGAAGAAAGCAACGAGGCCGCGAAACCGGCGACCUCCACUCCCACGGCCAAGAUGAACGCCAAGCCGGGUAAGCAGGCACCCGCGAAGCUGGUGGCAGCGGCGGCGAAGAAAGCGGCGAGCGAGGACUCCGAAUCCGACUCCGAUUCUUCUGACGCGAAGACCAAAAAAACGCCCGCACCGGCAGUUCACGCAAAGGCUACCAAACGCCCGAAGCCGGAUACGGAUUCAUCGGACAGUUCGGAAUCGGACGCGCCGCCUGCAAGUAAAAAGGCAGCAGUACCGCUGCCCGUCUCCAAGAAGGCGGCUCCGAAAAAGCCCACCGGCGGCGCGCCAGCGAAAAAGGCGAAAAGUUCGAGCAGUUCCGACGACUCUUCCGAUGAAGACGACCCCAAGAACAAGGCAGUGCUGACCAGGCCAGCACCGCCGAAGACUGCCAAGCCGCCGACGGGACUCAAAGUUGCCAUUUCUGGCAAGGCUGUGCUGGCAGGCAAAAAGCAAAAGGAGAGCUCGAGCUCAUCAGACAGUGACGACGAGCCACCCAAGGCAACACCUGCCAAGAAGCCGGCCGCUAAGCCUGCUGCAAAGCCGGCUCCCAAGCCGGCGGCUAAGAAGGACGACAGUUCCAGCGAUGACGACUCCGAGGACGAAGCGCCGACUGCUAAGAAGCCAGCUCCUGCCGCAAAGCUGGCCUCUGUCCAGAAGAAUGCUAAAGCAGACGAAUCCAGUGACGACUCAUCCUCUGACGACGACGAACCUCCUGCCAAGGGGAAGCAGACGCCGGCUAAAGCAGGAGCAGCCAAGUUGACUCCGGCCAAGACUCCAGCCAAGCCCACACCAGCCAAGAAAAAGGAGAGCUCCAGUUCAGAUAGCGAUUCUGACGAGCCAGCCAAGCCUCCAGCUAAAGGAAAGCAAGCGCCUGCUAAGCCAACACCAGCAAAGCCACUAGCCAAGAAGCCAGCAGCUGCGAAAAAAGAUAGCUCCAGUUCGGAUGAUAGCGAUUCGGACGAAAAGGAGAAGCCAGCAGCUAAGCCAGCACCAGCCAAGAAGCCAGUGGCUGCAAAGGAGAGCUCUAGUUCUAGUUCGGACAGUGAGUCGGAUCAGAAGACCAAGCCUGCAGCCAAGCCAACCGCUAAACCAGCGGUCAAGCCUGGGCCAAAACCAAAUGCCGCAAAAGCAAAGGAAUCCUCUUCCUCUGAUAGCGACGACGAAGAUGACGAGCCGGCACCUCCAAAAGUGGCACCGCCAAAGCCGGGUGCAGCGAAGCUGCAAACCACAGCGAAGAAGCAGUCGUCGUCUUCAGACAGCAGUAGUAGCGAAGACGAGCCUCCCAAGAAAACGCCCGUUGCAACUCCGAAACAGCCUGCUAAGCCUGCGGCAAAGAAGCAGGCUUCUUCGUCCAGCGAUGACAGUGAUUCCGAAGACGAAAAGAAAACACCCGCAAAAACACCCGCCAAACAACCCCCUAAAAAGGCAAAGGAGUCUUCAUCUUCCGACAGCGAAGACGACGACGACGAACCGGCACCCAAGAAACCAGCAGUUGCUGUGAAGGUCACCCCCAAAGCCCAGGUGAACCAAAAGGCACCGCAGAAGAAAGCGGAGUCGUCGGAUGAAGACAGCAGUGACGACGAGGAUGAGAGUCCAGCUGCCAAGACUGCUCCUGCCACAAAGAAGCCGGUUGGAAAGCCGGCAGCAGCUGCGAAGAAGGCGGCAGACGAGUCUUCGAGCGAUGAAGACGACGAGGACAAAGCGCCACCGAAGAAGAAGGGCAAGAAAAAAGGAGACGCGGCGGCAGACUUCACGGGGAUGAACGGUGAUGGCGACGCCGACACUUCCGGAAAGGGUAAACGGAGUUCACCGUUCCGGAGGGUCAAGCCGGAGGCAGUCAACAUCGACCCCAAGUUGAGAGACAACUCAUUCGAGGCAAAGCCGGGAGCGCGGGGUUCGUGGGGCGAGAAGGCCAAUCAGGUCCUUCGCACCGUGAAGGGGAAGGACUUCAGGCAUGAGAAGACGAAGAAGAAGAGGGGCACGUACUCGGGAGGCGCCAUCGACAUGUCUGUCAACUCGAUACGGUUCGACGAAUGAAGGCAUCGCAACAAGGGGGGGGGGGUGGGGGGGAGCUGACACAACUCGUUGUAUAAAGGCAGACUUGAGUCAUCGUUGCACUUUUUAAUUAGCCUCACUGGGAGUUCUCAUUUUCCUUGUCCACACAUUAGGCUUGUGGGAGGAAGUCUUUGCAAGUGCUGUGCCUGUGGUUUGUUUUGGUGUAACCUGGCAGACGGUGAAAGCUACGGUCCCGACGAGCCAAUUGGAGCAAGGCAUGUGCCACAGGGGAGCACUCCUCUCGUGACGAGCUGUCACAUGCUUUGCUUCGUUGCUCCGAUUGGCUCGUGGGGGCCGUAGCUUUUUACCUUUCUUGAAUUAUGCUGAGACAAAGCGUAUGGCGCGCACAGAGUCCGGUCUUUCUCUGGGACUGCAGGGAGUGGCAUUGGUUGGGUCAGCACUAGUUGCUUCUGCGUCCAUUGUCGAAGGUCAAUAAACACCUGAAACCUC